This is a messenger RNA of Erigeron canadensis, 2649 nucleotides long. RefSeq lists its product as uncharacterized. The transcript has 4 exons. The record is from RefSeq and is a predicted model, not a curated record. Gene Ontology annotation, molecular function: zinc ion binding; nucleic acid binding. Bases 1 to 2649 code for a protein of 882 amino acids. NCBI's taxonomy places the organism in Eukaryota, Viridiplantae, Streptophyta, Magnoliopsida, Asterales, Asteraceae.
AUGGCUCCUAAGAAGAGAAGCAAGACCCUGAAAAAGACUCCAGCUAAGAAGACUGCUCCAAAGAGAGUUACUCGAUCAACUCCUAGACCUAAUGAUACUCAACAAGAAGAACCUCCAAAAGAGUUCCAUGGCACCGAAGGUUCUGUCGGCCUAAUCAAUUGGCUAAAGAGCAUAGAGGCGGUGCUUCAUAUUAGCCGUUGUGCCGAAGAGCACAAAGUGGAAUAUGCUGCCUCUCAAUUUCAAAAGCACGCUUUGUCAUGGUGGAACGAGCAGAUAAGGACUCGUGGUCGAGAGCCGGCUAAUAGCAUACCUUGGUUGAACUUUAAAAGGAUGUUGAUGGAAAAGUAUUGUCCUCGAGAAGAAGUACAGAAAAUGGAAGGUGAAUUCUGGAAUCAUAGUAUGGUCGGAUUAGACAACGAGAAAUACACAACUCGUUUUCAUGAAUUGGCAAGGCUAGUUCCUCGUAUGGUAGAUACGGAGGAGAAAUUGAUCGAAAGAUACGGUUAUGGCUUGUCACCUGAUGUCCGAAGGUUGGUAGCCGCUUUUAAUCCUUUGACUCUUCAAGCGGCAGUUAGUGCCACCAACCGGAUGGUGAUAGACUUGAAAAGAACCACUGGUUCUUCUGUUGGAACUGAUAUGAACAAGAAAAGGAAUGAUUAUGCCUCUGGUAGUGGUUUUGGCAACGGUGGAAAUGGCAAGAGGUUUAGGACUGCUAGAAACUUUGAUGUGGUUGCUCAGGAUGUCAAAAGGUACACCGGCUUAGACCCAAAGUGUAAUAGGUGUGGCCUCCAUCACAAGGGAAACUGUCCUACUUGUCACCGUUGUAAAAAGACGGGACAUCUGGCAAAGUUCUGUAGGGACAAGACACCCGGUCAAUGCUACGAAUGUGGGAGCGAAACCCAUAUGCGACCCGCGUGUCCACGACUCAAUCAAGCCCCGAACAACAAUGCUAUAGUUCCAAUCAGGAACAAUGCAAGGAACAAUCAAGCUGGGAAUCAGGGAAGGAAUCAAGGAGGACAAGGAAAAGGCCGAGUGUUUGCUUUAGAUGCUGCUGAUGCACGACGUGAUCCCAACAUUGUGAUAGGUACAUUCAUACUCAAUAAUCAUUAUGUCUUUGUGUUAUUCAACUCUGGUGCUGAUAAAAGUUUUAUAUCCUUAGAAUUUAAGUCUCGAAUUAAUAUAGCAACUAUCCCCAUGAAAGAAACUUAUAUUGUCGAAUAUGCAAACGGUCAAAAAUAUGUUGCUAGAGAUCAUUUGGUAGAUUGUAGUUUAACAUUGUCUGGUAAAACCUUUAAGAUAGAUCUGAUUCCCAUAGAACUAGGAAGUUUUGAUGUAAUAGUUGGUAUGGACUGGCUGUCUAGAGUUCGUGCUGAUAUUGGGUGUUACGAGAAAGUUGUGAGAAUACCUCUGCCAAAUGACGAAACAUUGAUAAUGCAAGGAGACAAGUCAGGGAAGGAAUUGAUUUUGGUGUCGGCGAUAAAAGCGAAUAGGUAUUUACAAAAAGAAUACCCUACUUUCUUGGCACUAGUGGUCGAAAGGAAGCCAAAGGGUAAAGACAUUCAAGAUAUUCCAAUAGUUAAAGAUUUUCCGGAGGUGUUUUCCGAAGAUUUGACUGGACUUCCACCUCACAGACCAGUCGAGUUUGGAAUAGACUUAGUCCCUGGAGCUGCACCCGUGGCUAAGGCACCCUAUCGCCUUGCGCCGUCAGAAAUGCAAGAAUUGUCCGAACAACUUCAAGAGUUGCUAGCAAAAGGACUAAUCCAUCCAAGUUCAUCACCCUGGGGAGCUCCGAUCCUAUUUGUGAAAAAGAAAGAUGGCUCUAUGCGCAUGUGUAUUGACUAUAGAGAAUUGAACAAGUUGACCGUCAAGAACAGGUACCCAUUACCUCGUAUUGACGACUUGUUCGACCAACUGGAAGGUGCAUCACACUUUUCCAAGAUCGAUCUCAGAUCUGGGUAUCAUCAACUCAGAGUCAGAGAGACGAACAUUCCGAAAACAGCCUUCAGAACUCGUUAUGGACAUUAUGAGUUUUUGGUUAUGCCAUUUGGUUUAACCAAUGCACCUGUUGUGUUCAUGGACUUAAUGAAUAGAGUAUGUCGACCAUAUCUAGACAAGUUUGUCAUCGUGUUCAUUGAUGACAUACUGAUCUACUCGAGAACUAAGGACGAGCAUGAAGGUCAUCUGAGGACCAUUCUGCAACUGCUCAAGGAUCAAGAACUGUACGCAAAGUUCUCAAAAUGUGAAUUAUGGAUUAGGGAAGUACACUUCUUGGGUCAUGUAGUGAAUGCAGAUGGAAUCCACGUGGAUCUAUCUAAGGUCGAGGAUGCCCAAGAAAAGGCAUUUCAGACAUUAAAGGACAGGCUAUGUAAUGCUCCUAUUCUAGCAUUACCAAAUGGCAUUGAAAAUUUCGUGGUAUACUGUGACGCCUCACAUCAGGGCAUGGGAUGUGUACUUAUGCAGGAAGGUAAGGUAGAAUUACUCGGUGACUACGACUGUGAACUCAAAUAUCAUCCCGGCAAAGCAAAUGUUGUUGCUGAUGCGCUAAGUCGAAAGGAUAGAGUUUCACUAUCUGUCAUAAAAAGAGCAAGUUCUUAUCUUGGCUCGUCUUUAAGGGAUAGAGUCUUGGACGAUCAAAACGAGGCCCCAUAG